CUGUGCCCCUCAGAUAGUCAGGGCAUGGCUAAACUUGGUCAGUACACGUAAGAGGGGCUGAUUCUCCCGUGGGACACGUCAGAUUCCUUUCAAUUGCUCAUAGAGAUCAGAUUAAAGAGAUGACAACUGGCGGUAGCCUCAUCUCCAGCAAACUAUAAAGCUCGGGGCACACAACUCAAGGAGGGCGAAAAGGAAACUUUCUGGCUGUACCAAGCGGAGGAUCUAGAAGCAAGAUGGCCGAGAGUCAGGUCCCAUUCUCCUGCCAGAUCCCCGGGAGGCACAGGAGCAGUAGGGACCCUUUCCGAGAGCCCGGCUUGUCUUCCCGCUUCCUGGACGAUGAGUUCGGCAUGUCGGCUUUCCCUGAGCACUUCACGGCCGACUGGCCCAACUGGGCGAGACCCAGGCUGACCUCCACCUGGCCCGGGCCUUUGAGAUCGUCCUUCAACGAGGCAGCUCGGGAGGCCCCGGGCAUUUAUAAUCCGGCGCCGCCUCAUUACACGGCCCGUUACACCGGCUACUCCGAGCCCAAGAGCCCGCCCAGCAUCAACCCGGGAGAGCCUUGGAAAAUGUGCGUUAACGUGCAGAGCUUCGCGCCGGAGGAAUUGGCCAUCAAAACCAAGGAUGGCUUCGUGGAGAUAUCAGGAAAACAUGAAGAAAAACAAGAAGAAGGAGGAAUAGUCUCAAAAAAUUUCACCAAAAAGAUCCAGCUGCCCAUCGAAGUUGACCCCGUGACAGUCUUUGCGUCCCUGUCUCCUGAAGGAGUCUUAAUCAUUGAAGCUCCUCCUGCAAGACCACCUUGCUACUUCUACGGGGAUGACAGCAUGAGCAUUGAUGCAGAAGAAAAUGGAUUGAGAGGCCAAGAACAGACUGUUUCUUAAUCUCAACCGACUAUGAAAUCACCUGUCAAAAUCUGCCAAAAAAACAAUGUUAUUACCUCUAGACGAGUCAACAAAGACUGUAUAUAAAUCAUUGUUUGUUUACUUUGAUACUUCUAGAUAGUCUUACGGAAGAUAUUGAUCUGUUUUGGUCUAUUUUGUAUAUGAGAAGAAGGCUGUAUAUUGAUUGUUGGGUCUUGUUUUGCACAAUAGCAUAUAUUUUAUAUGCUAGAUAUAGCAGAGUGGUUCAAUAUUGAUCCUCCUGUAAAGUGCCUUUUAAUUGUUGAUUUUGAAUAAAAUCUAGGAUGGAAAA
Molecule: messenger RNA, 1188 nt
Organism: Carcharodon carcharias (great white shark)
Lineage: Eukaryota; Metazoa; Chordata; Chondrichthyes; Lamniformes; Lamnidae
Gene: hspb8
Product: heat shock protein b8
Exons: 3
Coding region: 234-878 (214 amino acids)
Biological process (GO): cellular response to unfolded protein
Cellular component (GO): cytoplasm; protein folding chaperone complex; nucleus
Molecular function (GO): protein homodimerization activity
Source: RefSeq, a predicted model, not a curated record